AUGUCGUUGACGAGGACCAGCCUACUGGCUAGCCGGACGACCAGAAGUCUGCUCAGUCGGCGCAUACCUCACCAUGGCACAUUCAAACAACUCCAGCGACGAUGUAUAUCCCUUCAGGCCUUGGAUGCAAACCAAAACGGUAGAGAGCGAGUCGUCGUUGUCGGAUCUGGAUGGGCUGGCUACUCCCUCGCACGAGACCUCGACCACAGCAAGUACCAAAUCGUUGUCGUUUCUCCGAGAUCUUAUUUCGUCUUCACUCCACUUCUGGCAAGCACAUCCGUCGGUACACUCGAAUUCCGGACUGCCUUGGAACCAAUUCGAUCACGAAGAACGAAGGUCGAGUUCUUCCAGGCGUGGGCAGACCGUGUGGAUUUCCACAGCAAGACUCUAACCAUCGAGGAAGCUGUCGAAGACCCAUGGCAAGGUCGCUCGCUGGUCUCUGACAGACAUGCGGACGCAUCACCAAAUCAACGGGCCCAGGAGAAGCAGCUCGAAGUCAAGAAGGGUGAGCUCUUCGACGUCAAAUGGGACAAGCUCAUCAUUGCUUUGGGUUGCUACAACCAGACAUUCGGCACUCAAGGCGUGAAAGAGAAUGCCUUCUUCCUCAAGGACGUGGGCGACGCACGACGGAUCCGCAACCGCCUCCUGUCAUGCUUCGAAACAGCUGCCUUACCGACUACAUCCGAAGCAAUGAGGAAGCAGCUUCUCAACUUCGCCGUCGUAGGCGGCGGACCCACCGGCAUCGAGUUCUCAGCAGAAAUGCACGACCUCAUCGGCGAAGACAUGAAACGCAUCUACCCCGACCUCGUCAAGUACGCCAAGAUCACCGUCUACGAUGUAGCUCCCACUGUACUCUCAAUGUUCGACGAAAAGCUCUCGAAGUUCGCCAUGAACCACUUCAAACGCGAAGGCAUCGAUAUCAAAACCAGCCACCACGUCGAAGAACUACGCAAAGGCUCACCAGUCGCUGUGCAGCAGGAAUCCAACAUCAGCGAAGCUGACGAUAGCUGCUACACCAUCAAGCUCAAAGAAGAAGGCGAGAUCGGCAUCGGCAUGUGCGUCUGGAGCACCGGACUCAUGGUCAACCCGUUCGUGCAGAAAGCGCUCGAUGGCAAAGUCAAGCGUGACGAGAAGACAGGCGGGAUCAUGACCAACGAGCGUCUGCAGGUGAAAGACAGCGAGGACAAGGGGCUCGUACCCAACGUCUACGCCCUCGGCGACUGUGCGGUGCUCGAAGGCACGGCAUAUCCUGCCACGGCGCAGGUGGCGUCGCAGAAGGCGAAUUGGCUGGCUAAGCGGUUCAACAAGGGCGAUAUUGAGCGGAGCAAGUUCACUUACAAAGAUCUGGGUGUGAUGGCUUAUGUCGGGAACUCGAACGCCAUCCUGCAGUCUUCCGGAACAGACAUCUCGGGGCGAGUGGCGUGGUUUCUCUGGCGCAGUGCGUACUUGGCCAAGUCGGUCAGCUGGCGGAAUCGGAUACUCAUACCGGUGUAUUGGGCUGUGAACUGGCUGUUCGGGCGAGACGUUUCGCGGUUCUGA
Messenger RNA from Saxophila tyrrhenica, 1539 nucleotides. RefSeq lists its product as uncharacterized. Bases 1 to 1539 code for a protein of 512 amino acids. The record is from RefSeq and is a predicted model, not a curated record. Gene Ontology annotation, molecular function: NADH dehydrogenase activity. NCBI's taxonomy places the organism in Eukaryota, Fungi, Ascomycota, Dothideomycetes, Mycosphaerellales, Extremaceae. The transcript is spliced from 2 exons.